Colletotrichum spaethianum is the source of this 921-nucleotide messenger RNA. Its product is annotated as short-chain dehydrogenase chyC. Gene Ontology annotation, biological process: triglyceride catabolic process; phosphatidic acid biosynthetic process. The record is from RefSeq and is a predicted model, not a curated record. The transcript has a single exon. Gene Ontology annotation, molecular function: triacylglycerol lipase activity; acylglycerone-phosphate reductase (NADP+) activity. NCBI's taxonomy places the organism in Eukaryota, Fungi, Ascomycota, Sordariomycetes, Glomerellales, Glomerellaceae. Gene Ontology annotation, cellular component: endoplasmic reticulum; lipid droplet. Bases 1 to 921 code for a protein of 306 amino acids.
AUGUCUUCACCAAAACGCCUCAAUAUACUAAUCACCGGUUGCUCUCCGGGCGGCAUGGGCGCAGCUCUGGCCACCACGUUCCACAAUGCAGGCCACCAUGUCUACGCGACGGCGCGGAACCCGUCUAAGCUGUCGUCGCUCGCGGCGCAAGGCAUGAGAACGACACCCUUGGACGUAACAUCAGCGUCUUCCAUCGAAUCCGCUGUUAAGACCGUCUCCUCUUCUCUGCCCGAGAAUGAAGGCUUGGAUAUGCUCGUCAACAACGCGGCGGGCAACUACACGAUGCCCAUUGCGGACGUUUCAUUGGAUGCGGCGAAGGAACUGUUCGAUCUGAACGUCUGGUCGCAGGUUGCCGUUACGCAAGCAUUCUUGCCUUCGCUGCUCAAGUCCGCAACCUUGGCUUCCUCGUCAACAAGCGGCAGCCCGGCUCGACCCAUGAUAGUAAACCACACCUCGGUCGGAUCAGUCACCGCGAUCCCUUUUCAAGGUAUCUACAACUCGUCCAAGGCGGCUUUCGCCAUGCUCUCCGAGACGAUGCGUCUCGAGCUGUCGCCCUUCGGAAUCAGCGUCAUCGACCUCAAGACGGCCGGUGUGCGGACCAACUUGAUCUCCAACAAUAACGUCAACUCUAAGGCCGAGAGACUGCGGGAGGGCUCGAUAUACGGACCAGCCCGGGAUGUUGUCGAGAAGGCCAUGAGCCAGGAGGGUCUCGUCGAGAUAGGAAUCCCAGCGGAGCAGUGGGCCGCCGAGGUAGCAGCGCUCUUGUUAGGGAAUAGCCCACCGGCUGUCAUCUGGAAGGGUGAAAAGGCCACAAUGGCUCGAUUGGCUACUUCGAUGCCUUGUAACAUGUUUGAAGGUGUCCUCAAAAGGAUGAGCAAACUGGACGUUGUGGAACAAAUCAUCACGGAGAGCAGGAAAUGA